Molecule: messenger RNA, 2037 nt
Organism: Arctia plantaginis
Lineage: Eukaryota; Metazoa; Arthropoda; Insecta; Lepidoptera; Erebidae
Source: the annotation of a GenBank genome assembly
AUGCCAGCGCUGCGGCUGCUGGGGCGAAAGUGGCUGGCAGCCUCCGACGAUCUCGUUUUCCCCAGCAUCUUCGAACUACUCUUCAGAUUUGUGUGGCUGGUCUUAAUAGCACUGGUAGUAGAGGUGCUAUACCCCGUAACAUGGCAAUGUCAAAGCGAGGGUUGGCAAGGCGGCGCGUUCGUGCGGUUGUAUCUAUGCGGAACACUCACACUUCAAGCCGCACUCAUGCUGUUAUUAGCAGCCCUGGCGCAACAGUCCGCGCGGGGCACCAUCACAGACAUAGAUGUCAGAAAAAUGGUAUCACCGUUACUUUUAUUCAAAGUACUGUUAGUGUUUCCAGAAACAGCUCUUAAUGUGAUGGGCACGAUGUGGAUGUUCUGCGAAGUAAUCCAGUGCUCUGUUGAAGAUAAAUUCUCCAGCAUAGUCAUACAAAGUAUAGUUCUUUUCAACUGGGUACAACUAGCACUAACAGUAUUCGGUCUGUUCAUGGUGUUUGACCCCUUGGGGUCAGUGAACUAUGGCGAUAUGCAAGAUACGCCUAAUCAAGUCAGACAUCACAGAAAAGUUACGGGACUCUGGUCAAGGAGGUUCCGUUGGGCUUUCUGUUGGCUCAAGCGGGAUGAACACGGAAAAGAAGCUUUUCAACAAGUGGCAGCUCUGCUCAGUGCCCUAUUCAGAUCAACGGACUUAGUGCCGUCAGACGUCGUAGCUGGUUGCGUUCUUCUACGAGUUCGACAAAAGAGGGAGACAAGAGAAAUGAGAAGAAUUCAAAUGUUAAACGACGAAGAACCAAUUUACACUACUGACGUGAAUAAGAUAUUCUCCGAAACGCCGCCCUGGAUGAAUUUAGAAGAUGCUCUGUACUACUUGAGGUUGUCGAUAGCGGCUUACGGUUGGCCGUAUGUUUUGUACAGACAUUGUUUCACUGGAUUCUGCAAGCUGGCGAGACACUUAACUUGCUGCUGUUGUCGGCCCAAGAAUUCUAUAGUAACGGAUGACAAUUGCUGUCUUUGCAACUUCGCUGGCGUGAAAUAUAUGUCGAAGCUCCAUGCUGACGACAUCAUCUUUGCAUCAUUCAACAAUCGUGUUUUCGAAUUGCCGUUCUGCGUGAUUGCGGAUCAUGAACGCGAGAGCAUCGUAGUGGCUGUGAGGGGGUCUAUUUCUUUAAGAGAUAUAUUUACUGACUUCACUGCAGGAUCAGAACGAUUUGAAGCUGAUGGUUUACCAGAAGAUACGGCAGCUCAUAAAGGAAUGUCGAUGGGUGCUGCGAAAAUGUUAAAGCGUCUGCUUCCAGUGCUCGACCGCGCUUUCCAACAGUACUCGCAUUACGACCUCAUACUAACAGGUCACAGUCUUGGCGCAGGAGUGGCAGUAUUAGUAGCUUUAAAAUUAAGGCCGAGGUACCCGCACCUAAAAGUGUUCGCGUUCUCUACACCAGCUGGACUUAUAAGUCGUGAAGCGGCGCGAUUCACGGAAAGUUUUGUGAUGACGGUGGGGGUCGGCGACGAUCUCGUCAUGCGACUCUCUGUGCACAGCAUAGAGAACUUAAGAACCAAGAUCAUACAGACAAUACACGCUACUAAAUUACCCAAAUAUCGAAUAAUGCUGAAUGGUUUCGGCUACGCGCUUUUUGGAGUCCCAGCACGAGACUUAGAAUCAACAUGGCGGCGGCCGGAACAGCUGGAAGCGCAUCACUCGGAUGACUCGGCUGACGCGCUUUUGGUCCACAGCGUGUCCACCGUGAGUGCUGAGGCAGCCUUGGUAUCCCGAGACGUGUUUGCAAGGCGGUUCUCUUCAGCACGCCUGUUCACACCUGGACGUAUUUUGCACAUCGUACGACGCAAGCGCAUGGGCAUCGAAAAGAAAGUGCGCACCGCAGAGCCGACGUACGAAAUGCGUUGGGCGUGCGCUGAGGACUUCAUGGAGCUGCAGGUGAUGCCGCGAAUGUUACUUGACCACUUGCCGGAGAACGUUCACCGUACCAUUAGAACCGUCUUGGAUGAGAGACACCGGUACAGACUGACACAAACUGUGUAA